Plasmodium fragile is the source of this 564-nucleotide messenger RNA. RefSeq lists its product as uncharacterized. NCBI's taxonomy places the organism in Eukaryota, Apicomplexa, Aconoidasida, Haemosporida, Plasmodiidae. The record is from RefSeq and is a predicted model, not a curated record. Gene Ontology annotation, molecular function: nucleic acid binding; tRNA-intron lyase activity. Gene Ontology annotation, cellular component: tRNA-intron endonuclease complex. The transcript has a single exon. Gene Ontology annotation, biological process: tRNA-type intron splice site recognition and cleavage; tRNA splicing, via endonucleolytic cleavage and ligation. Bases 1 to 564 code for a protein of 187 amino acids.
AUGAAAAUCAUUUAUGCGUAUAAAAAGGAGCACUACGAAUUGGAGGUCGACGAGGGGAAUGCAGACGAUUACGUCAUCGACACGGUGGAAAAAAAUUCGAACAAGUGCAGCUGCGAUGGUUUCCUUUACGACAGUGACACUCAGGUUGAGUUUCUGAACCUUUGGCAGUUUCACUGUGAGGGGAGGGGAACGAAUUUUGCACAUGGGAGACCAAAUGGUAGCAACACGCACGUAGGAACAACUAGCCACCUAUGUAGCGAUGAUGAAGGGCAAGACAAAUCGCUGCUAAAAUAUGCCAGCCAUUUCGAGAAGGCAGGUUACAUCGUCAAAGAGGGAGAUAUUUAUGGAGCACAUUUUUUACUUUACCUAGAUGGUGAACAAUAUACUCACGCGGUUUACGCUGUGUAUGUGGUGCGUAGGGACCAUGUGAUUAGGGACCUCAUUCGCAUAUUGAGGGUAUCACGUAGCGUGAAGAAACACGUCAUCUUAAUAUUGCUAACGGGAACAGAAGCAGAGGAUCUGUCAGAUAAUAUCGUUUACGUGAAGGUUUACUCUUAUAAAUAA